Molecule: messenger RNA, 1665 nt
Organism: Serendipita indica DSM 11827
Lineage: Eukaryota; Fungi; Basidiomycota; Agaricomycetes; Sebacinales; Serendipitaceae
Source: the annotation of a GenBank genome assembly
AUGUCGCUGGACGACCGGGUUUCGACUGCCCAAGUGCAAAAGGCCAUCAAGAGUCUGAUGAGCUAUGCAGCAAAGAAGAAACAGGACACCAUCGACGAGGGCAAGACGCUGUUUGCAGAGAACGACGAGGAAAACAUCCACAACGAAAAUACAAGGACCUUCUCGCCGAAAAAGGCAUUAAUUUCAUCAGCAAAGGUUGUCGGAAUCGAAAAGCUCAAGGGCAAAUACGGCCCAUACGAUGCUCGAAGACAACUCGCUGGAGACUAUGGUCUCUUUCUCGCAGACGACAGCGUCAUUCCUCUUCUCCCCAAACUCUUAGGGAAAGCCUUUUUCAAGUCGAAGAAACAGCCCAUCCCCGUCGACCUCAAAAAGAAGGAUCUUAAAGGGGAGCUAGAGAAGGCUAUUUCAGCCACCUAUCUACAUCAAAACGCGGGCACUUGCACGACGAUCAAAAUAGGCAAUACCGGCAUGGACGUGACCAAACUCGUCAAGAAUGCCGAGUCGGCAAUCCCAGCAGUCGUCCGAAAGCUACAUAUGGGGACGCUAAAGAAAAACUCGUCAAAGAGCAAAGAUCCACACGGUGUGACCGUGCCACUCGAGGUCACAGACGCAGACAAAAAGGAGCUCCGCGAAACAGCGUGGAAUAAUAUCCAAAGUCUGGGUAUAAAAACACAGUCGAGCGUCUGUCUACCGAUUUGGAGUUGUCAGCUCUCCGAGCGAUGGAUCACUGCGCCGUCGGAGCUGCCCCCCAAAAGAAAGACGAAAGAUGCAUCAAAGAGACCGUUAAUUGGCACGUCUGAUACAUCCGAUGAUGGCAAAAAGUCGAAAAAGUCGAAGCGGCCCGCAUCGGAGGAGGGGGAUGAGACAAUGUCGGAAGGGGAGAGUUCUGGUCACGGUUCCUCGCUACCCAAGGAGGAGAGUGAUGCUCUGAGCAAGAAAUUGGCCAAGAGCUCUUUAGUCGAUACGCCAAAGGCGACCAAACGCCCUAAUACGACUGAUGCCACCGAGGAAUCAAAGAUUGUCAAGAAACGACGAAAGGACUCUACAGACGAGGAAGUGGUCGGACCCAAGGCGAAACAAGUUCCGAGUAUGGUCGAAGUUGAAGAGCCCAAGGUGACCAAGAAGAAGCGAAAAGACAGCGGUGCAGAGUCGAAUGGUAUCGAAUCGUCUGAAUCCAAGGAGAAGAAGCCGAAAUCCAAAGUUGAUGUGGAGAUGGCCGUGGAGACUCCUGCGCCUGUUGGUCAACAGCGCAAGGCGGAUCGAGCGCGAGCCAUCGAUUUCAUGGGAGACGAUGCGUCGCUCAAAAGGUCGAGAAGUCACGAAAAGAGAGUGCUCCAUCCACCGAGGCACCCUCCAAGGAGAGCAAAAAUUCGAGCAAAUUCGACUCCCGUUAUCCCGUCAACCUCGACCUCUGAAGCCAAGGAAACAAGUCCAGAAGACGAUAACGGCUCCAAAAAGCCAAAAUCUAUUCUCAAGAAGCGAGACUCGGAGCCGUCGUUGACACCUGCCGAGCUGGCGGCUAAAAAGGCAAGAAGGGCAACCUUUUCUGUCGUGGAGAAGAAAAAGGAGAAGAUUAACAAGGGUGCCGUCGGUGGUCACUCCGGAAAAAGUGGAAAGGCCGGCAAGAGCAAAGCCUCGCUCGUCGGUAGGGGACCAAAGAUGUAA